GAUUUUAUAUUUGUGUCGGAUAGAAAUACGUCGAGAGAUACGCCGGCGAACAAUUUAUUUCAAUUAUCAUGAGUAAGCUCACUAGACUCACUGCGUUGUAUUGCUUUAUAUAGAAAAAUCUUUAAACUUUACAUUUUGAAGAAAAGGCUUUCUAUUCUGUGUCGUGUUACAAAUAAUGGUUUGGGAUGAAACGUUAGUGACAUCUAGUCUUGCAACCUUGGUUAUGGUUACAAGAAAAAGUGUAUUUUGAAAAUAUUUCCUAGUGUUUUCUUCGUAAAAACAUCAGUGAAUUAUUUGUUGACUGUGCGGUGAUCACCUUUGUUUCUGUAGUGUUACAAAAAAAGUGUUAUGUCGGGCGGCAGAAGCAUCGACAAGGAGCGCAAGUCGCCCAGGGAAAGUGGAGAGGAUUCCGAGGAUGAGAGCGAAAUCCUGGAGGAGAGUCCUUGCGGCCGCUGGCUUAAACGUCGUGAAGAGGUCGAACAGCGAGAUGUGCCAGGUAUCGAUUGCGCGCACCUCGCAAUGGACACAGAGGAGGGCGUGGAGGUCGUUUGGAACGAAGUCCAGUUCUCCGAGCGAAAGAACUUUAAAGCGCAGGAAGAUAAGAUCCAAAUGGUAUUCGACAACCUCACACGGCUUGAACACCCAAACAUCGUCAAGUUUCAUCGGUAUUGGACAGACACACACAACGAUAAGCCAAGGGUGAUAUUUAUAACAGAGUAUAUGUCGUGUGGAUCUCUAAAACAAUUCUUAAAGCGAACUAAGCGAAACGUCAAGAGGCUGCCACUACAGGCGUGGAAACGAUGGUGUACUCAAAUACUUUCGGCUCUCAGCUAUCUUCACGGUUGUGUACCACCAAUCGUCCACGGCAACCUAACCUGCGACACGAUCUUCAUUCAGCAUAACGGGCUUGUCAAGAUCGGUUCAGUGGCACCAGACGCUAUCCAUCACCACGUCAAGACCUGUCGCGAGAACAUGAGGAACAUGCAUCUCAUCGCUCCAGAAUACGGAUCAUCUCAAAUGGUGACGCCAGCGAUGGAUAUCUACUCAUUCGGCAUGUGCGCUCUCGAGACCGCAGCUCUUGAGAUUCAGGGCAAUGGUGACUCCGGUAGCCACGUCACUGAAGAUCACAUCGUUCGGACAGUUGAGUCUCUCGAGGAGCCCAGGCAGAAGGACUUCAUAUACAGAUGCAUAAAUAAAGAUCCGGCGAAGAGGCCUACGGCCAGAGAGCUCCUGUUUCAUCCUUUGCUGUUCGAAGUUCACUCCCUCAAACUGCUAGCGGCUCAUACUCUCGUCAAUACUAGUGCGAACAUCUCGGAGACGAUAACGGACGAGGUGUGCGGCGGCGCGGGCGGCGCGGCGCUGGCGUGGUGCGAGCGCGCCGGCCUGCGCCACGAGCUGUCCGCCAAGGACCUGCCGCACGCCGAGAAGCUCGAGAAGUUCGUCGAGGACGUCAAGUACGGCAUCUACCCGCUGACGGCGUACGGGCCCGCGCGCCGCGCCGCGUCGCCGUGCGAGCGCGCGCGCGCCGCGUCCGAGAGCGCGCCCGCCUCGCCCGAGCCGCGCGCGCGCGACCUGGAGACGCGCCGCGUCGUCAACAUGAUGUGCAGCCUCAAGCCCGCGCCCGCGCCGCCCGCGCCGCCCGCGCCGCCCGACACCGACCUGCUGAUGACGAUCCUGCUGCGCAUGGACGACAAGAUGAACCGGCAGCUCACGUGCUGCGUGUCGCGCCGCGACUCCGCGCACGCGCUGGCGCACGAGCUCGUGCAGCUCGGCUUCAUACACGAGGCCGACCGCGACAAGAUCUGCCGCCUGAUGGAGGAGUCGCUGCGCAGCAGCUUCGGGCAGCUGCCCCGCGCGCCGCUGGUGAGCUAGUAACGCCGCGGCCGCCGCGCCCGCCGCGCCGCCCCGCCCGCCGCCCCG
This is a messenger RNA of Vanessa tameamea, 1920 nucleotides long. RefSeq names its product nuclear receptor-binding protein homolog (gene Madm). Gene Ontology annotation, biological process: intracellular signal transduction; protein phosphorylation. The record is from RefSeq and is a predicted model, not a curated record. NCBI's taxonomy places the organism in Eukaryota, Metazoa, Arthropoda, Insecta, Lepidoptera, Nymphalidae. The transcript has 10 exons. Bases 349 to 1872 code for a protein of 507 amino acids. Gene Ontology annotation, molecular function: ATP binding; protein serine/threonine kinase activity. Gene Ontology annotation, cellular component: endomembrane system; cytoplasm.